Messenger RNA from Chenopodium quinoa (quinoa), 941 nucleotides. RefSeq names its product cyanate hydratase-like. The transcript has 4 exons. The record is from RefSeq and is a predicted model, not a curated record. Gene Ontology annotation, molecular function: DNA binding; cyanate hydratase activity. Lineage: Eukaryota; Viridiplantae; Streptophyta; Magnoliopsida; Caryophyllales; Amaranthaceae. Bases 146 to 637 code for a protein of 163 amino acids.
GAGUAGCAAAAUUUAUUACACACACAAUCACACUACAUAUAUCCUCGUUAUCAUCAUUCAUACAUUCAUUCAUUCAUUCAUCCAUCCAUCUUCCCCAUAAAUUGGCAUACCUCAACCUCAUCCAAUAACCUCACUAAACCCAACAAUGGCGUCUUCAGCAUACACCUUAUCAGUAGUAGAGAAACUUCAAGAAGCCAAGAAAAAAUCUGGAAAAUCCUUCAACCAAAUUGCUUCUGAAACUGGUCUUACCAACGUUUAUGUAGCCCAGCUUCUUCGACGCCAAGCCCAAUUGAAGCCCGAUACUGCCCCUAAACUCCGGGCUGCGUUACCCGAAUUGACUGAUGAUCAUAUUGAGCUUAUGAUGAGACCUCCUUUCAGAUCUUAUGAUCCUGAUUUGACCCAAGAACCCGCCAUUUAUAGGUUGCAUGAAGCAACCAUGCAUUUUGGUGAGAGCAUAAAAGAAAUAAUCAACGAGGAGUUUGGUGAUGGCAUCAUGUCAGCCAUAGAUUUCUAUUGCUCGGUCGAUAAGGUUAAAGGCGUUGAUGGAAAGGACAGGGUUGUGGUUACUUUUGAUGGGAAGUAUUUGCCAUACACUGAGCAGAAGUCUGAGCACAUGCUAUCAAGACCAAGGAAUUGAGGAUGAUGAAGAAUCCUUGUACAAAAUUGUUCUGCUCUGUCAUUUGAUGUAAAUGAAGUCAUAUUCAUCAAGAACGUUGCAAGUUCUGAGAGUACUUAAUUGCUGUACCAAAAACAUUGUUGUGUAGUAUCUACUUAAGUUAUUUUGUGUAAUAUCAUUGUGUCAAUAAUGCUAUUGCCUAUUGGGAAAACACUCAUGCAAUAAAAAGAACUCUUGUUCGUACUUGUUCCUUCUGGUCUUGAAAAUUGAAAUAAAAAUAGUGUGGCAGUGGUUUUGCCCAUGUCAUGCUCCCUUUUGAAACAAA